Messenger RNA from Geosmithia morbida, 708 nucleotides. RefSeq lists its product as uncharacterized. The coding region runs from base 1 to 708 and encodes 235 amino acids. Lineage: Eukaryota; Fungi; Ascomycota; Sordariomycetes; Hypocreales; Bionectriaceae. The record is from RefSeq and is a predicted model, not a curated record. Gene Ontology annotation, molecular function: protein heterodimerization activity. The transcript is spliced from 2 exons.
AUGCCUGCUCCCUCAACCCUGUUUCACGCCCUCCUCCGCCCUUCGACCUUACAAAUCCUCCGCGCAACAGGGUACCACGGGACCAGCCCUGCUGUGCUGGACGCCGUGACGGACCUGGCGGCGCGGUACUUGACGAUGCUGUGCGAGAAGACUGCGUCGCACGCCCUACACAACCACGACGGCGAGGCGGGCGACUACACGGUUGCCGAGGUGCGGAUGGCUCUGGAGGAGGCGGGCGCGCUGUUGCCCGCCCGUCUGGAGGUAGAGCAGCAGUGGCGCGGGGAGGAGGACACCAGGGGCGUGGAUGAGUUCGUGGCCUGGUUCUCCGGUCCAAGGAUGAAGGAGAUUGCCGAAUUUGCUCACGGCGAUGGGGAGAAUGACGGGAUGGAUUAUCUGAAUGCGCUUAAAAAACGUCACAACAAGACUUCGGACGACUCGAAAUUCCAAGGAACAAUAUUGGGAAGACCGGCGGAAGCGGGAGGUAUUGAAAUCGAAGGAGGGGACGAGGAUGUCAAGAGUAUAUGGGAUUGGGUGCGAAAGAGGACAGGCGGCGGUGACGGCGAAUCGUCAAGAGAUCACCAGGACGUAGCCAACGGACAUGCGAGCAACGGUGUCGCUGUCAAGCGCUCGGCUUCAAUGAGCUCCGGCCUUAGCUCGGUUGGGGACAGGUUGAACGGUGACGGUCUCCAGGACAUGGAUCUGUCGUAG